UUACAUGAAUCUAAACAGAUAUCCCCGAAAUCCCAUUCAAAAAUAUCACAACAGAUUAGCUAUUAUGAGGAACAAGCAAAUCCACGUUUUACCACAGUAAUCUCCUUAAAGUUACCUUCUUACCCCCUCAUCUACCCCAAAUUUCUCCCUUAAAACACGUGCUAUUAUGUCAUUUUACAUCUAACUCCUGUCCUUCUUCGCCGGAGUUUAUAGUACAACAACACUUCCCUUUCUCUCUCUUCACUUCAUUUUCUUCUUUCCAAAAAAAAAGUAAGUUGAAAAAAAUAAUCCAAAUGGAACAUCCAUUUUUUAUCAACGGCGCCGGAAACACGCCGAGAGCGGAGGCGUUACGGUGGCUAUCAAUAGCUGAGAAGCUAUUAACUAACCGUGACUUAGUCGGGUCCAAAUCAUUCGCGACCCGAGCACGUGAAUCCGACCCGUCCCUUUUACCCGCUGACCAAGUCCUCGCCAUAGUCGAUACCCUAAUCGCCGGCGACAAACGGAUCAACAACCAGCACCUUGAUUACUACUCCAUUCUCCAAAUCCCUUUAAACCAAACACAUGAUUCUGAGCUCGUAGCUAAUCAGUACCGUCGGCUCGCUCUCCUUUUAAACCCUCAGAAGAAUAGUUUCCCUUUCUCAGAUCAUGCUUUCCGGCUCGUACUUGAUGCUUGGUCUGUUCUUUCGAAUGCGUUCAGGAGAAGUGUUUAUGAUAAAGAAAUUGGGUUUUUUAUUAACCUUAAUCCUGUUGCUACUUCUCCUCCGCCUAAUAAUAACCCCAUUGGUUUCAUGCAACAACCAAGUUCUGUGCUUUUUCAACAGGCACAGUCACAUCCAGUGAGUUCAAGCAGAGAGCAGCAGCGGACAGUGACAUUUCUUCAAGACCCACAAAUGCAGCAGCAGCAGCCAGUGAGUUCUGUGUCCAGCUUGAGUAGUAGAGAGCCGCAACAGACUGUAACAUUUCUGGGCAGAAACCAAACACAGCAGCCAGUAGUAAGCUCUACUAUGCUCAGUCCAGACAGAGAACAACAAAACCCUUUUACCUUUGGGUCAAGAGGGCAACAGCAGCAAGUAGCUUCUGUGGAGUCAAGAAGAGGGCAACAGCAGCAAGCAGCUUCUGUAGAGUCAAGAAGAGGGCAACCGCAGCAAGUAGCUUCUGUAGAGUCAAGAAGAGGGCAGCAGCAGCAAGUAGCUUCUGUAGAACAGCAGCAAGGUAAUAAACAAGCGCCGCAAAGAAAUGAGGGUUUGGUGGGUAACAACCAAAAUUACUCUGCUACUACUACAAGUAAAAAUGUGAACUUUGAGGCUUUGUUUGGGAAUAGUCAAAAUAAUUCUACUAGUACUAGUAAUGUGAACAAUGAGGGUUUGUUUGGGAACAAUCAGAAUCAGCCUGCUAGUAAUAGUAACAAUGUGAACAAUGAGGGUUUGUUUGGGAACAAUCAGAAUCAGCCUGCUAGUAAUAGUAACAAUGUGAACAAUGAGGGUUUGUUUGGGAAUAAUCAAAAUCACUCUGCUAGUACUAGUAAAAAUGUGAACUUUGAGGGUUUGUUUGGGAACAAUCAAAAUCAUUCUGUUAGUACUAGUAACAACAAUGUGAACACUGAGGGUUUGUUAGGGAACAAUCAAAAUCGUUCUGCUAGUACUAGUAACAACAAUGUGAAGGGAAAAGAGGGGGGUGUAGGUGCUUCGAGUCAUGUUGUUCCUAGUUUCUGGACUGCAUGUCCUUAUUGUUACGUGAUGUAUGAGUAUCCUUUAGAGUAUGUGGAUUGUACUUUGAGGUGUCAAAAGUGCAAGAGGGCGUUUCAGGCUGUAAAGAUUGCGUCGCCUCCGCCAAUUAUAGAGGGAAAAGAAGCUUAUUUCUGUUGUUGGGGAUUUUUGCCUUUAGGAUUUUCCUUGGACACUUUUAAGAAAUAUAAAGGUAAUAUCUCGAGUUGGACUCCAUUUGCACCUGUGUUUAAUAAACAUGGGGGUGUAAGAAAGCCCCCCGCUCCGAGGGUUUAUAUUGAUGAUGUUGUUGAUGAUGUGUUUUUGGAAUUAUCUGAGUCGAGUGAGGAGUCAGAUGAGGAUUGGAAGGGUGAUAAGAAAAAGAAGAAGGCGAACAGUGGGAAGAAAAAGAGUAGAAGGACGAGGAGAAAAAAGGCCAAGAUACAGCAAUCUGAUAAGGGAAAGAAUGUUGUAGGGAAUGCUGGUGACAAUGUGCAAGAUAUUUCAGCAACUCAAGGGGGUGCAGAAAAGCCCAAUGUUACGGCAGCUCAGUCGAGCAAGAGAAGCACUGCAAGUAACACAAGAAGGCAAGCUGGGAGGGUUACAAAAGACGUUGGAAAGUUGGAUUUGAAUGUGGAGUUCAGUAAUGAGGUUGAAGAGCCUCCUGCACCUGGGGUGGGCCAAGGGAAUGGAGAUGGAACGGGAGAGGAUGGCAACAUUGAAGGCAUUGAGUUUUUUGAAGGUCUUGAUGAAUUCCUAAGCAGUCUUCCUAUACUCAAUGCUGUGGGUGAUGAUAAGGUCAAGGCUGCCUAGCGAAGAUGAAUUAUGCAGGAUUCCCAGUAAAAUUCUUCGUAGCUCGCGAGGAAAUGAUGAUCUUGAACUUCUAUAGAUGUGUUUUUGAGCUUCUGUCAUUUUCUGGUCUGGAAGGCAUUCCUUGGUGUGAUACCUUUUCAUUGUAUAAUUGACGCUGUUGCUUGAGUAAGUUUAUCAGGUACCCUUUUUGUUACUUUUUGACACUUGAAACUUUGUCUGUAUGUGCUCAUACUGGUGCAAGGUAAUGUUGAUGUCUUCCAACGUUUGAAUGCCUUUCUUCUAAAGCUUUGAAAUCUUUUAAAAUGGUUGAUUGUAUUUCAGGAAUUGAUUUGGCCCCACGUUUUUUUGUAUAUGCUAGGGAACUUUGUGAAUAGUUGUUGUCUAUCGGGAAUGUGUCUUUAUGAUGAGUGGCCACUGCUUGCCAGAAUUUGUAUUAGGUGCCAGUAUUCAUUUGCAUCUGACAUUAUAUUAUGUCAGCUCUUGUGAGUUUCACCCUUUACCAAC
Messenger RNA from Nicotiana attenuata, 3020 nucleotides. RefSeq lists its product as uncharacterized. NCBI's taxonomy places the organism in Eukaryota, Viridiplantae, Streptophyta, Magnoliopsida, Solanales, Solanaceae. The transcript has 2 exons. The coding region runs from base 294 to 2516 and encodes 740 amino acids. The record is from RefSeq and is a predicted model, not a curated record.